AUGUCGUCGUCUGAGGGAAAACAGCCAGCGACACUGGUGGCUACAGCUACAGCUACGGCUACUCAAGGGCGCAAAGCACCCGAAUCUGUGUCCAUAACGCCAAACUCGAUUACUCCCUCGAUUUCGAAAACGGAGGACGAUUAUGAUGGCAAGAAGCAGCCGGUGGUGAACGAAAAGGAAAAGAAGAAACAGGCAUUUAUCACCAGAACCAUCUGGACAUUUGUCAUGAUUGGAGGGCUCUUUGCUGUGCUUGCAUCGGGCCACUUGCCCAUCAUCAUCAUGAUUUUGAUGUUUGAAUUUUUGACGUUCAAGGAAAUCAUUGCCUUGGUGUCGGAGCCAGCAAGAGACAAAAAGAUCCCCUACAACCGAUUGUUGAACUGGUACUUCCUCGUGGCUACAUGGUACUACUUGGAUUUCCCCAAAUUGGUGGAUUUUUUCCAAGACAACGUUUACUCUUACAAGUGGCUAACUUUGGUCGUGGUCAAUCAUAAAUUCAUCAGUUAUACCUUGUACAUUGCCGGAUUCAUCUUUUUCGUUUGGACUUUGAAAAAGGGUUACUACAAGUUCCAGUUUGCUCAGUUGUGUGUGACUCAUAUGACCUUGUUGUUGGUUGUGUUUCAAGCGCACUUGAUCAUCAACAACAUCUUGAAUGGCAUAUUUUGGUUCUUUUUGCCCAGUGUCUUGGUUAUCGUCAACGACAUCUUUGCUUAUAUCUGCGGUAUAACGUUUGGAAGAACCCAAUUGAUUGAAAUUUCACCGAAAAAGACCGUAGAAGGGUUCUUGGGGGCCUGGAUAUGCACGGGGGUUGCCGCGGUGAUUGGCUCUUAUUUGUUCUCCAAAUCGGACUAUUUGACAUGUCCUGCCCAAAACUUGUCGACCCAUUUGUACAACUUCCCUCACUGUGAGCCCAACCCCGUUUUCAUCCCGCAAAUUUACCAAUUGCCCGCCAAUGUCAUUGAAUUUUUGGGCGACAAGAUUGAAGUCAUCGCUUUUAAACCAAUAUAUUUCCACGCCGCCAUUUUGGCCACUUUUGCCUCGUUGAUUGCUCCAUUUGGAGGCUUUUUCGCAAGUGGAUUGAAAAGAGCAUUUGGCAUCAAAGACUUUGGUGACACCAUCCCCGGCCAUGGAGGCAUCACCGAUCGAUUUGAUUGCCAGUUUCUUAUGGGCUCAUUUACCUAUUUAUACUAUCAGACUUUUAUCAGUAAUCACAACAUCAACUUGGGCAAGAUCUUGCAAAUGGCAAUAAUAAACUUGAGUUUGCCACAAUUGGUGCAAUUGGUAAAGAGCAUAUUGAGAUAUUUAAACAGAGAAAGAGUUAUCGAUGAUGACAAGUUGAAGGUAAUAUUUGAUCUAUUGGAAAGUUAG
Messenger RNA from Lodderomyces beijingensis, 1365 nucleotides. NCBI's taxonomy places the organism in Eukaryota, Fungi, Ascomycota, Pichiomycetes, Serinales, Debaryomycetaceae. The record is from the annotation of a GenBank genome assembly.